Hemicordylus capensis (graceful crag lizard) is the source of this 463-nucleotide messenger RNA. RefSeq names its product testis expressed 43 (gene SPMIP10). The transcript has 3 exons. Lineage: Eukaryota; Metazoa; Chordata; Lepidosauria; Squamata; Cordylidae. The record is from RefSeq and is a predicted model, not a curated record. Bases 11 to 406 code for a protein of 131 amino acids.
CUCCUGCAGCAUGAGUGGCCCAAAAGCUGUGCCUCACCAUGGGCCUAAGACCAAUAUGGCUUCUGUGGGGGUCAAUACUGACCUUCAAGGGCUUAUUCAUUGCCAUUUGCCAAGAUUUUCAUACAGACAUGGGAUGAUCCCAAAGCACUAUGUGAUGCCUUGGAAACAAGAUAUGAAGUACCGAAAGAUGACUUUACAGCAUGCUGAUCUUGUUGGGAUAUACCAUGGUGCUCCUGAAGACACUCUGUUUUUGAACAAAAGUGAGAGGCACUGCCAUGGAGAGGACCGAAAGAAAGUCCUUCAGAAAGUACCACAGCAAAUGGCAGUUGAAGAUAUUCCCAUUUAUUCUCAUCUGUCCAGAUAUCACAAGUCCAUGGUAGCUUAUGGCUUCAGGAUCAAACUCUGAAGAGGGUUUCCCCCAACUACAAUUGUAUCCACUGUGGAUUUAAAAAGUGCUGCAAAA